AUGAAGGUCCUCUCCCUGCUCGCCCUCGGCGGGCUCGCCGCCGCGCACUUCGAGCUCAAGUACCCCAAGUCCAUCGGCUUCUCGGACGACCAGGAGGACCAAGCGCCGUGCGGCGGCUUCACGCCCGACUUCUCCAAGACCCUCGUCGACUUCCACGUCGGCGGCGAGGCGCUCGCCAUGCGCCUCACCCACCAGCAGAGCAAUUGGCUGUUCCGCGCCACCACCGACGAAAAGGCCCAGUCCGGCUGGCAGCAGCUCUUCCCCAUCGUCAUGCAGAGCGGCCUCGGCGACUUUUGCGAGCCGAGCGUCAAGGCGCCCGAGAGCUGGGUGGGCAAGAAGGGCGUCGUCAGCGUCGUCUCUUCGGCCGUCGACGGCCUGCUGUACCAGUGCGUCGCCGUCAACUUUGUCAAGGGAUCGGCCGAGGCCCCCUCCCAGUGCACCAACUCGACCAUCAAGGUCAACUUCGUCGACGAUUCGAAGCUGUCGGCUCUCGUGGGCGACGCUGCCAACACCACCUCUGGCGGAUCCAGCGCGACCCCAACCAAGUCCAGCGCCGCGGCGACGUCCACGGGCGCAGCGGCGACGGUGCAGAUGCGGGCCGGCGGGAGCUUUGGCUGGGCCGGCGCAGUGACGGUGCUGGCAAUGGCAGCGCUUGGCGGAGCAUUCAUCGCAUGA
This is a messenger RNA of Purpureocillium lilacinum, 675 nucleotides long. RefSeq lists its product as uncharacterized. Lineage: Eukaryota; Fungi; Ascomycota; Sordariomycetes; Hypocreales; Ophiocordycipitaceae. The record is from RefSeq and is a predicted model, not a curated record.